AUGGCUCCACAUCGUGUUCUCUACAAUGCUUUGUGCAAAGUAGGGGAUAGAGUGGUGUACCCGGUAUUGCCCUCAUUCGCGAAACCUGCGUGGAACCAUCCAGCUGGGCCAAAAACGGUCUUUUUCUGGGCUCCAACCAUCAAAUGGGCAUUAAUUGCUGCUGGAUUAGCUGAUCUUGCCAGACCAGCUAACAAGCUGUCAGUGUCGCAGAAUAGCGCACUUUGCGCUACUGGAGCCAUCUGGACCCGCUAUUGUCUCGUUAUCACUCCGCGCAUUACAGAUAUUCUCAUCCCAAUUGGGAACAUGAACAUCAUCACAGACAUCUUGAAGAAUCAUACCCUUCUCACGCUUAAAUUAUGUUUAUUCGAAUUCAUACCUUCGGUACUCUUUAUCUCUCCCUUUCUGACGAUUACGAAAAUGAGUGUGGCUCCUCUCAACUCUACCGUAAUUGUCCCAGAAGAUGGCAUGGGACCUGUUCUAGUUCUUACCAAGUACGCCACCAUUUUGAAAUGCUCCGGUCUCCUCAACGGUCCAUUUAUUGCCGUACCAUCCGAGCUGGAGACAACAGUGAAAAGAAUUUGGCCGUCCGGUUUCGAAUGGAUCGUGUACAAAUCCCGACCGGUGUAUAGGAUUACUCCAGAAUUUUGUCGUGCGAUUUCCGAUGGAGCUGUGGCAGCGAUUCUUCCGCUGUCCGAAGGGAACAAAUUUGCGUACGCAGCGGCAGCGUUUAUAGAAAGCGUGGCGAGAAAAAGCGCUAUUCCAUCCGUACGUUUCGAUGAACGUCCGCUAAAAGAUCCAGGACAUGCGAUUUCGUUGGUGGCUCCGUUCGAUGCACGAUCUGAUGCUGUGGUUACUUUCAUUCGACGAGAGGGUUGGGAAGAUGUUGUGCUGCUUUACAAUACUGACGAUGAAUUCAUCGAUCUCACUCGAAUUAUUUCGGCCAGCAAUUUUGGGAAACCAUAUCGUUGUCAUCUUGUGAAAUUACCGAGUGAUGUUCGUCCUGGAUUGAAACAUGUGAAAAAUACUUACGCUAAUCCACGUUUCGUUGUUCACAUGGCGCUGGGAAAAAUUCCGCCAUUGUUGGCGGCAGCUGCUGAAUUCGGUCUCUGCGGAACAAUGAAUCAUUAUGUAAUGUUACAUUGGCUCCUUGACGCAGUAUGGAAAGAUACUCUUAGCGUGCUUAAUUCAUCGUUAUCCACUGUCCAUUAUAACGGUCGUCCGAAAUGUGAGAUGUCGUGGAUUGAUGGAGCGGCGAUCACGAAAGCGAUGUUUGAUGUCAACACCACUGGAAUUACUGGAAGAAUCACUGUAAAUCAUUGGGGAACACGUACAAACUUCACAAUUCAUAUAAAUAAGAAGAAAGGUCGACAGUUGCAUAAAUACGCUGAAUGGUCUAGUUCAUCUGGUCAGAUUACUACUCCGAAUGCUAUGGAGGCAAAGAGUUCGUUACCUCUGAGUCAACGAGAGACACUUGAGAACAAAACGCUCAAAGUAUCAGUUUACCUGGAAGCUCCGUUUGUGAUGCAGCGCGAGAAUUCAAACCAGGAUUCCGCUGGAGAUGACAAAUAUGAAGGAUAUUGUAUCGAUUUGCUUAAGAAAAUUGCUAAACAGGCUAAAUUCAACUAUACAAUUCAUGAAGUCAAAGACAAAGCGUACGGGAUUCGUGAGGAUAAUGGGAAAUGGAAUGGAAUGGUUGGUGAGCUGAUGAACGGGGAAGCUGACCUUGCCGUCGCCUCGCUAACUAUAACCUAUAGUCGUAGUGAAGUGAUCGAUUUCACUGUUCCAUAUAUGCAUCUGGGAAUAUCGAUUCUUUUCAAGAAACCACAAACUGCAGAAUCGGAUUGGUUUAUGUUUCUUUGGCCGCUUAGUUGGGAAGUAUGGUUGUGCACAUUCGCUUCCUACCUGGUCACCUCUAUCGCUCUAUGGCUUAAUUCGAAGAUAAGUCCAUUCGAAAAAUUGGAACGUAACAAUGAAACGGGACAUUGGGACAAGGUGGACAAUCAGUUCAGUUUUCGUAAUGCAUGCUGGUUCACCGUCAGUUCAUUGAUGCAACAGGGUUGUGAACUGUCCCCAAGGGCACCGAGCACUCGAGUCGCCACAGCUGUUUGGUGGUUUUUCGCCCUGAUUCUGAUUUCAUCGUACACGGCCAACUUGGCCGCUUUCCUGACCACUCAGCGAAUGGAUUCAAAAAUAGAUACCUACGAAAGAAUGUGGAAACUGAUGUCCAGCAAUCCUAGCCUAUUUGUGAGCUCAUCGAAAGAAGGAAUCGCUCGAGUGAAGAGCUCCGAUUAUGCCUAUUUAAUGGAGUCAUCGAUGCUCGAAUAUGCUGUAGAACGUGACUGUGAACUCAUGCAAAUUGGUGGCCUUCUUGACCAGAAAGGUUACGGUAUUGGUUUACCGAAAGGUGAGAAAUUUCUCAAUUGGAACCAUGAGUGA
Necator americanus (New World hookworm) is the source of this 2436-nucleotide messenger RNA. RefSeq lists its product as uncharacterized. Gene Ontology annotation, cellular component: plasma membrane; mitochondrial inner membrane; postsynaptic density membrane. The record is from RefSeq and is a predicted model, not a curated record. NCBI's taxonomy places the organism in Eukaryota, Metazoa, Nematoda, Chromadorea, Rhabditida, Ancylostomatidae. Gene Ontology annotation, biological process: monoatomic ion transport; pyruvate import into mitochondria; synaptic transmission, glutamatergic. The coding region runs from base 1 to 2436 and encodes 811 amino acids. The transcript is spliced from 23 exons. Gene Ontology annotation, molecular function: glutamate receptor activity; transmitter-gated monoatomic ion channel activity involved in regulation of postsynaptic membrane potential.